GCUCAACUUCAGUUGGCAUGCACGAAGUAUGAAAGUAGGAAAGAGCUGCUGCAUCGAUCAAAGUGUGAAGACAAAUUAAAAUUAGUCUUCAAGUGGGAGAUUUGUUAGGUGUGGAAUUGGCCAAACAAGUCAAUUCUUUUGUUCACAUAGUCGUGAUGUAAGCGCUUACCUCAUAAUAGUUGUGAUGUAAGCGCUUACCUCAUCAUAGGAAAUUCAUUCCUAUAAAUAGGUAGCUUAUGGUUCAUUUGUAAGAUAUCAUUAAGAUCAUUUGCUAUACACAUCCCAAGAGAGAAAAAAUCUAAGAGAAAUACUCUUAGUGAAAGGCCUAAGUAAGAGAAGGCCUUUGAGAGAAUUUUCUGUGGUAAAAUUCUUGAGUGUAAUUGGGAUUGGGGUUGUGAGGUUGAGUGUUGUAAACACUUGUAAUAUUUCUUCUUUAAUAAGAUCUGCAGCAGCAACGUGGACGUAGCUCUCACAUUGAGGGUGAACCACUAUAAAUCUGUGUGUGCUAUUUAUUCUUCGCUUACAUCACGGCGUAAGUAGGUUCUGUCUAAGGAGGUUGGUAUUUAAGUGGUCCAGCUGUGACCCUCCAAUCUUUCCUGGGAACCUGCUUACAAAGGUCGGAUUUGGGAUUUAAAUCCUAACAGCAUUCAUCUCUCUUUUAUUAUUAUGUCACUCAUCAUCGGAUAAAGAAGAAAGUAUAGUGAAUUAUGCUGGAAUUGUGAUAUGUGUUAAUGAAAGACGCAUUUGAGAUAGUGAACAUAAUUUACUGCUGUUAUUGAUAUUAUGCAUGGCAUUCAUAUUCAUCUCAUGUGCUACAUUAAUAUGGCUUCUGAUUGGCAUUGAUGAUGAUGACUAAGAACGAUGGUAUCCGAUUGUGAAAGAGAGAUGGAAUCCGUAGUUGGUCUUGAUUUUUACUUAUCAUUUAUGUUAUCAUUUUUCUUCAUGGAGAUUCCAAAUAAUGCUGGUCUCUUUCCUUAUAGAAAAAUAGUAGAAAAUUGAAAGAUGAAUCAUUAUGGCGUGAAAUUCAAAUGAAUGAAUUUGUAGUGAAAAAAGUACAAUGGAUAUUAUUACGUAUUCAUCAUUAAAUGAUUGUAAUUUCUAGUCCCAUUAUCUUGAUUUUUCCCCUAUAUAUCAUACACCUGUGAUGUAGCAUUCAAACGUUUAUAAUAUUAUUACUCAAUACUUUGUUCUCCCAUUCUUUUCCCAUAUAUCUUUGAAAGGACGUAUAUGUUCCUUCUUUAUAAUUGUAUCCUUGCAUAAUAUCGUGAGAUUUCCUUCUUCUGCAAACUCUUCUUCAUCGUCAACUUCUCUCUAAACUUGUGAUUUUUAAAGCUAAAUUUACGAAAAGUAUUGAAGAAGAUAAAAUGUCAAUAAAUAUCAACCUCAUUAGUUAGUGUAUCGAGCACAUUUUUGAACAAUAUUUAUUCAAUAGCUCCAUGAAAAUCUGAAGAAACAAAAAGUAAAAGUUAAAAAAAUUAAAAAGUUUGAUUAAAAAUUUAAAAUAUACAGUGAAUACGUGAUUACAAAGCAAAUUUUUAAAAAAUAAUAACAAUUUUAAAAAUAAAGGUGAGAAAAGAAUAUCUAACCUUGUAGACUCCUUGCAUAAGGAUCAAUUAUAAACCUCAAGAGCACUUUAGUGAUUUGGAUUCCUUGAUCUAUACUCAUUAAAAAACUUUCGUACACUAUCUGCAAAUAAUAAAUUCAAAAUGACAUUCAAACUUGAACUCAAUUGAAAUAUAUAUACAACAACAACAACAAUAACAACAUACCCCGUGAAAUCCCACAAUGUGGGGUCUGGAGAGGGUAAAGUGUAUGCAAACCUUACCAAUUACACUUCGAAAAUUCCGUAUGUGUUGCCUUGCGGAUAGGCUAAGGUGAGCAUAAGGUGACUAUGAAAUCCCUAUGAGGUUAAGCAAAGGAUUAGAUAGCUUGAGGUGCAUACAAUAAGAUUUAGAAAUUCUAUGACUAUGUGAAUUUUAGUUUGUUGAAGGAAGCGAAAUGUAAGUCGUGUUCGGAAAGGUUCCGCUAUGAUUGGGCUAACUGUAAGAUCCAUGAUGGGCAUGUCUGAGGAAGAACUUUACAAUAUCCCAACUGCUGAGUAUGUUUUUCGGCCUGGUGGAUUUUUAAAUAGGGAAUUCACAGUUUAUCAUGUUGCGUUUCAUGCCUGUGCGGACCUAAAAAGUGUGGAGUCAAUCGAUGCACUCCUUGAGAUGCUUAGCAAGGAUGGUAAAACACCUGAUGUGUUCAUUUUGAUGCAAACCAUGAGGUGUUACCUUCAUUCUGGAGAUCUACAACGUGGUCGGAAAUUUUUUGAUGACUACAUGAGUUCGGGAAAACCACCUAUGAUUGAAUUAUAUGUGACACUUGUUGAGGGAGCAAUGGUCGGUUACACUCCUGAAGGGCUGCACUUGCUGAAUAGACACUGGAACUUCUUCCUGAGUCCCAAGAUGGGAAGUGAUCUCCUUCUUGUUGCUGCGGGUGAAAAGAGUGGUGGAUAUACUACUGCCAAUCUGAUAUGGGACAUGAUGCAAGCUCGUAAAAUUACACCAACAUUUCCUGCUGUUCAAGCAUAUCAUGAUGGCUUGAAGAUGAGUUUUCUUUGCUUGCUGACAGAUCCAUUGGUUCUUCCAUAGCGCUAGGGAAGGGCACUAUUGGAUACUGCCAAGGUUUAAAGAUUGAAAGCAGCUCUUAGUUGCUAUAGACAAAGUUCUUGGCUGCUCCUGCAAUUGACAACCAAAUUUCCAAAGUAUCUCAUCCAACCAAGUCUACCUGAUAACCAAUACGGAUCCAUCCCCAAGUAUAUUCAUGUCUUAUGGUUUGUCUGGAUCAGCAGUAAACUGCAUUUACUUGUAUUCUUGCAAUUUGAUUUUGUCGAAAUGUUGAUAUAGAAUGGUGCAAAACUUGUAGCUCUGGUCCACCAUUUGUGGUUAUUCAGGAAUAACUUCUCCAGACAAGGUUGGUAGAUGUAUGUUUUGAUAGAUUUCUGUGCAUCUCAGGUUCAGGAGAUACCAGCUGAUGAUCCAAGACUGCAACUAGUUUCUCAGACCUACAAUAACAUGAGACAGAGGUUUGGCGGGGGAGCUGGACGGCCAUAGACAGAAGAUUGAGGCCAUGCAGCAGCUACAUAGCCCUGAACCAUUGGGUUCUUUUGUACCCUAGAAUGUCUGCAUUUUCCUGCUAUAGCACGAAUAAUGAUCAUGUUCUUCAAAGUUGAGGGGCAAAUUUAGAUCAUUUUGCGUAGUUCAUAGACAAAUCUAACUAUUUCUCAUUAUAAAAAAGGUCCACAUGUUAAAAGCUUCUGUAUACUAAUCUAUUAAUUAGGGGCAAAUUUAAUCUAUUUAAGGGUAGAUCAUCUGAUCUCAGUUAUUAUCAUCUGAUCUCAGUUAUUAAUGGAUGACAAAGUUGCAACAUUUCACAAAGUUUAGUGAAAAUGUUGGACCCUUGCCCUUUUUAAUGAUUAAUUGGUGUAACUAUAAAACCAUUUAGUGGUUGAUUGAU
Molecule: messenger RNA, 3498 nt
Organism: Lycium barbarum (goji berry)
Lineage: Eukaryota; Viridiplantae; Streptophyta; Magnoliopsida; Solanales; Solanaceae
Product: pentatricopeptide repeat-containing protein At4g35850, mitochondrial-like
Exons: 6
Coding region: 2028-2633 (201 amino acids)
Cellular component (GO): mitochondrion
Molecular function (GO): protein binding
Source: RefSeq, a predicted model, not a curated record